ACCUACAACACUGCCACCAAAUUAAAAUGUGACAAUUUAAAACGCACUGAAAAAUGUUCGACGUCCUAAACAUGUCCAGGAAUGAGACGGUCCUAAACUACCGUGAGAGUUUAUUGCGUAAAUCAGACGUGGACCUGUUACGCGGUCCAUAUUGGCUUAACGACUCCAUAAUAUCCUUUUAUUUUGAGUAUUUGGAAAACGAAGUAUUCGACAACCAUCCCAAUCUACUGUUCGUAUCACCAGAAGUCACGCAGUGCAUUAAAAUGGGACCCAAGAAUGAUAUCGGCAUAUUUUUGAAUCCAUUAAUGAGCGAAGGCAACCGAAAAUUUGUGUUCUUUGCGUUGAAUGAUCACACUGAAAGUGAUUCUUCUGGAGGUUCGCAUUGGAGCCUUCUAGUAUUUUCCAGUCCAGAAAAUGCAUUUUUCCACUUUGACUCAUCGAGUGGAAGUAAUCAUAGGGAGGCAAAUGAACUGUCACAAAAACUGAGCCACUACUUUCACUUACCAAUGUUAAAAUAUGAUGAAGGCAUAUGUUUACAACAAGGAAACAGUUAUGACUGUGGUGUGCAUUUAAUUUGUAACGCGGAAGUGUUAGCACAGUAUGCAAUAAGGAAUAAAAGAAUUAGUGGCAGUCCUAAAAUCAAUCCUGAUAUUGUGGCUACAAAGAGGCUGGAAAUUUUGGAUAUAAUUGAGAAUUUGAGGGAGAGGUGAUUUUUAAUGGAAAGAAAAAAUUGGGAAUAACUGUGAUUAAGAGCCAGCUUUAGCAAUUAUAAUAAAAUUAUAUUUAUUAUAUGUAUUUAUAAAAUAAUGUUGUGCAAAAUUGUGAAUUAAAUCAGUGUUGAGAA
This is a messenger RNA of Aethina tumida (small hive beetle), 844 nucleotides long. Its product is annotated as sentrin-specific protease 8. Lineage: Eukaryota; Metazoa; Arthropoda; Insecta; Coleoptera; Nitidulidae. Gene Ontology annotation, molecular function: deNEDDylase activity; cysteine-type peptidase activity. The record is from RefSeq and is a predicted model, not a curated record. The transcript is spliced from 2 exons. Gene Ontology annotation, biological process: proteolysis. Bases 54 to 710 code for a protein of 218 amino acids.